AUGAGCUUGAAUGCAAUAGUAUCCUGCCAAGAACAUUACGCACAAAAAUACAAGACCAUCAUUAAGCAUGAAGAACCGAAGAAAAUAGAAGUGCACCAGUCCCUACCUAUUCACAUCGGCCAAUACCAUUCUCUACCGAUCCAAACCAUCCAAGGAGUUCAUUCAGCAUCACAGACCCAUUCUGAUGUCCAUCACGCCAUGUCAUCCCAGAGUAUCGUUCGUCACGAGACCAAGCAUCAGGAGAUUCCCCAACACCCCUUCAUUCCUUCUUAUCCGGCUUCAGUUCAAAAGGCCGUAGCAAUCCAUGCUGCGCCUAUCAUCAAGCAUGAACCUAUACAUUAUGAACAAUCUCACAAGGAGGAAUCAUACCAUGAAGAUUAUUAUGCGUAUCCAAAAUAUGCCUUCGAAUACUCAGUGGAGGACCAUCAUACCGGAGACCACAAGACCCAGCACGAGAUCCGUGAUGGUGACGUCGUAAAAGGCUUUUACUCUCUGUAUGAACCUGAUGGUUCUAUCCGCUCCGUUGAAUACGCUUCAGACAAAAAGUCCGGAUUCAUUGCUAACGUCAAGACGUCAACGAAACAUGCUCAGCCAGAAUAUCAUCACCACCAUUAA
This is a messenger RNA of Diatraea saccharalis (sugarcane borer), 615 nucleotides long. The record is from the annotation of a GenBank genome assembly. NCBI's taxonomy places the organism in Eukaryota, Metazoa, Arthropoda, Insecta, Lepidoptera, Crambidae.